Messenger RNA from Triplophysa dalaica, 3430 nucleotides. RefSeq names its product tripartite motif containing 3b (gene trim3b). Gene Ontology annotation, biological process: negative regulation of translation; protein polyubiquitination; proteasome-mediated ubiquitin-dependent protein catabolic process. The record is from RefSeq and is a predicted model, not a curated record. Gene Ontology annotation, molecular function: zinc ion binding; translation repressor activity; protein binding. The transcript has 13 exons. Bases 240 to 2558 code for a protein of 772 amino acids. Lineage: Eukaryota; Metazoa; Chordata; Actinopteri; Cypriniformes; Nemacheilidae.
UUGAACUAGGCAUGAGGACGAUCAGCUGAGUGAGCGAGGGAAAAGAGUAGAGGACACGAGCUGGAGGAGGGAGAGACAAUGUUUUCAUCUAAAGAGAUAGAGGAGAAGAGAUCUGCUUUUAGCCAAUAGGCCCUGCUGAAAUCUCAACUUAGAGCGACGAUGAAACCUGCAGGAAUGAGAUGAGAACGCUUCACUCUGUGUGUGUUAAGGUGUAUCCUGGCCCCCGGCCCGCUCUGUAAAUGUCUGUCACCAUGGCAAAGUUUGAGACUGGCCGCACGAGCCCAGUGGUCCGGCAGAUAGACAAGCAAUUCCUGGUGUGCAGCAUUUGUCUGGAUCAUUAUCACAACCCCAAAGUCCUGCCCUGUCUGCACACAUUCUGCGAAAGGUGUUUACAGAACUACAUUCCCCCUCAGUCCCUCACGCUCUCUUGCCCCGUGUGCCGACAGACCUCCAUCUUGCCGGAGAAAGGUGUAGGGGCAUUGCAGAAUAACUUCUUCAUCACAAACCUUAUGGAGGUCCUGCAGAGAGACCCAGAAUGUUCUCGGCCGGAGGCCUGCAGCGUCCUGGAGUCAGUCAGCGCAGCGGCUGCAGGGAAACCGCUCUCCUGUCCCAAUCACGAGGGAAAGGUUAUGGAGUUUUACUGCGAGUCGUGUGAGACAGCCAUGUGCCUGGAGUGCACAGAGGGGGAACACCGGGAGCAUGUGACCGUUCCACUGCGGGAUGUUCUGGAACAGCACAAAGCAGCACUAAAAAACCAGCUAGAAGCUAUUCGCAACAGAUUGCCCCAGCUAACAGCCGCCAUCGAACUUGUGAAUGAAAUCUCAAAACAGCUGAUCGAAAGAAAAAACGAGGCUGUCAAUGACAUCAACGUGACGUUCGAGGAGCUGGAAAGAGCGCUGCACCAACGCAAAGCCGCUCUCAUCACCGACCUGGAAAACAUCUGCAGCACCAAGCAGAAGGUGCUCCAGGCACAGUUAUCCUCCCUUCUUCAGGGGAAAGAGCACAUCCAGAGCAGCUGCAGUUUCACAGAGCAGGCCUUGAGCCACGGCAGCGCAACCGAAGUCCUAUUGGUCCAGAAACAGAUGAGCGAGCGGGUGAGCGCCCUCGCCUGCCACGACUUCCCCUUACGGUCGCACGAGAACGCUCACCUGGAUUGUCAGAUUGAAACCGACGGUUUACGGCGGUCCAUUCAGAAUUUGGGAGUGCUGCUGACAACGGCCGCGGUGGGACACACGACCGUGGCAACCGGAGAGGGGCUAAGACACGCCCUUGUGGGUCAACAUGUCACAGCGACAGUUACUACAAAGGAUAAGGAUGGCGAACUUGUGCGAACUGGUAACGCCAUGCUUUGGGCAGAGAUUACGGGACAGGAAGGAGCACGGGCAACAGAGGUGGAGAUUGUGGACAAUAAAAAUGGAACUUAUGAGGUGGGGUACAUGCUUAAGAGCGAGGGAGAGUACUCGUUUUCUCUGGUAUUGUACGGACAGCCUGUGAGGGGCAGCCCGUUCAGACUGCGGGCGAUAAAGCCAUCCGACAUGCCCCACUCUCCGGAUGACGUGAAGAGGAGAGUCAAAUCACCGAGCGGCACAGGAGGUCACAUCAGACAGAAAGCAGUACGGAGACCCUCAAGCAUGUACAGCACCACCAAGAAAAAAGAAAAUCCGAUUGAGGAUGAGUUGAUUUACAGAGUUGGCUCACGCGGGAGAGAGAAGGGAGAGUUCACUAAUCUACAGGGCAUCUCUGCCUCCAACAGUGGGAGGGUCAUUGUAGCAGACAGCAACAACCAAUGUAUACAGGUGUUUACAAAUGAUGGCCAGUUCAAAGCACGCUUUGGGGUCAGAGGUCGCUCCCCAGGUCAACUGCAAAGGCCGACAGGGGUGGCGGUCGACACAAAUGGAGACAUUAUAGUAGCUGAUUAUGAUAACCGAUGGAUCAGCAUCUUCUCUCCCGAUGGGAAAUUUAAGAAUAAGAUUGGUGCUGGACGUCUGAUGGGACCCAAAGGAGUAGCCGUGGACAAGAACGGUCAUAUCAUCGCUGUGGAUAAUAAAGCCUGCUGUGUUUUCAUCUUUCAGUCUAACGGCAAACUGGUCACAAAGUUCGGAGCCAGAGGCACUUCAGACAGACAAUUUGCAGACAAAUGUAGAGCAAGGUUUGCACUGGAGCGAAAGUUUAGUAAAUCUGGCCCCGGGUUCAGUCCUCAUUUUGUUGCAGUCAACAACAAAAAUGAAAUCGUGGUGACAGACUUCCAUAACCACUCAGUCAAAGUCUACAGUGCAGAUGGAGAGUUUUUGUUUAAAUUUGGUUCUCACGGAGAGGGGAAUGGCCAGUUUAAUGCCCCCACAGGGGUUGCUGUGGAUGUUAAUGGAAACAUCAUCGUAGCAGACUGGGGAAACAGCAGAAUACAGGUGUUUGACAGCUCAGGUUCAUUUCUCUCUUACAUCAACACAAGUGCAGACCCUCUGUAUGGUCCACAGGGUCUGGCUCUGACGUCUGACGGUCAUGUUGUUGUGGCCGACUCUGGUAACCACUGUUUCAAAGUCUACAGGUAUCUGCAGUAAUGCACAGAACCUCACGUUCUUCCACACGGUGCCACAUCUCCUCCAUAAACUCUGGAUUCUCAUAUCAGCAAAAUCUCCAAACCAAACCAUAAUGGAAGAAUGGAACGUACAAAAGCACUUUUCUUUGAUCUACUGAUUUUCAAGCUCCAAAAGACUUCUGUAUUAAAUGAUGUUUGUGCAUACUGUAACAGAAACCAUAUCAAUUAAGCACAGAUUCUCAAUGGAAACCAUCAUGUACAGAUACACAUACACAAGUGUAUAAAUAAAUAAAUACAUAUAGCAAAACAUCCAUUGUCCUAAAGAGUCAAUCGUUUCAUUUCUCAUUGUGAAAUGACUGCAUCUCAAAACUCAAAAUUGUGAAUUUUGUUAUUUAUGUCCUACUUUUGUACAUACACAAAUGUCUGUACAUAUUUGGUGUAUCAUGUAAAUGGAACCCGCUUCUUGUAUCGUUCUGAUUUACAGCUGAGAUUUCAUUAUAUCCGAGUGAAAAGCUUUCAGCCAAACUGGUUUUCAAAACAUGCAGAAUGAACACUGGAUCCCGAUGUACCGCUUUGCUCACAGCAGAUAUCAACAGCACAGGAAGUGAUGCGCAUCCCUGCUGCGUUCUCUUUUUAAAGAUCAAACCAAUAAACUAAAGGAGCCAAAAGAAGGACAUAUUUAUUUUUAUUUUCCAUUCCAAAUGAUUUAUUUUUCUAAAGCACAAGGCUACUUUACGUGGAGUUGAGAGAUUGAAGAGGAAAUAGAAAUUCUAAUAUAGUCAAACCCAAUUUCAUGUAUAUUGCCUCUGGUUUUUAAUGUUCUAUAAAGAUGAUUACCUGUAUUGAAUGUUAUAUAUCUUUGUAAAUAAUCAUUUAAAUGCUUUUAUUCAAUCA